Molecule: messenger RNA, 1623 nt
Organism: Dichomitus squalens LYAD-421 SS1
Lineage: Eukaryota; Fungi; Basidiomycota; Agaricomycetes; Polyporales; Polyporaceae
Product: cytochrome P450
Exons: 11
Coding region: 1-1623 (540 amino acids)
Molecular function (GO): oxidoreductase activity, acting on paired donors, with incorporation or reduction of molecular oxygen; monooxygenase activity; iron ion binding
Source: RefSeq, a predicted model, not a curated record
AUGUCCCUCUAUGUGCCAGCAGCGUUCCUUGCGGUCGGCGCCCUCCUCUUCGUCUUUCGCUUGCUCAACCGCGGCGGCAUCAAACAUAUCCGUGGCCCCCCGUCCCCUUCUUUCAUCCUCGGUCAUGACGCCGUGAUCGCUCGCCAAGAAGUGGGUACCCUAGAUAUACAGUGGAUGAAAGAGUAUGGUCCUACUUGGCGAGUUCGAGGUGCCUUCGGGACGGACGUUCUCAUGAGUGCAGAUCCCAAGGCUAUCCAGCACGUAUUCCAGAAGUCGGCCGAAGAAGACGUCCCAGAGUUUCAUGCAUUGGCUUCUAGCAGGUCUUGGCAUCGCGGCCGUCGUCACGACCACCAGCGUCAGCGGAAGAUAAUGAGCCCGGCGUUCAGCGUACCCCAGCUCCGGAGUUUCUUGCCUCUAUUCCAGCGCAUUGCGGCCAAGCUUUCGAACAAAUGGAAGGGAGAGCUCGUAGCUACUGGUGAGCUAAGCCUCCUGCUGGAAAAAUGGCUGUCGCGUGCUACACUGGAUGUGAUCGGAGAAGCGGCAUUCGAUUACAACUACCAUGCUCUUGAUGACGGAGAACGCAACGAGAUUUCGAAAGCCUAUGCGAACAUCUUCGCUGACGCGAGCUACAUGCCGUCGACGGCAUCCUUGUUGUUCCGUGCUGCUUGGGAUUACAUUCCUACCCCUGUCCUCAAGUUGACCAGAUAUAUUCCACUCAAUCCUUAUACCCGCAUGCGCAAGCUCAAUAACAUGUUCCGGGAGUACGGCAAGCAGAUCCUCCGAGAGCAGGGUCCUGAGGUGGAUACGGAGAAGGUCAACAGCAAGGACGCGAUGAGCAUUCUCAGUGAGGGUCUAACCCUAGCGUUCCUUGCGUUCACGGGUACAGUGGAACUCACGAGGGAUUUUCCAGUCAAGGCGAAUCGUUCCGCGGACUCCAAGACGCGCCUGGACGACGAGGAACUCAUCGCCGAGAUGUUCACGCUCACACUCGGUGGCCACGAAACCACCUCCACCACGCUCACAUUCCUCCUUUACGAACUGGCGAGGUACCCCGAGUAUCAAGAGCGCAUGCGUCAGGAGAUCAGAGGUGUUCGUGCCAAGGUCGCACAACGCGGCGAAACUGAAUUUUCCACCGAGGACCCAGAAUCGCUGACUCUCACGAACAAUGCUAUCAAGGAGACCCUUCGGUUCCAUCCGAUCGUCAUCAGUCUUGCUCGUGUCGCCCUCAAAGACGAUGUGAUUCCCCUCACGUAUCCGAUUGUGUCGACGACGGGCGAGACGAUCAGAGAGAUACCGGUCAAGGCCGGACAGGUAUUCUCUGCGUCGUUUAUCGGAUACCAACGCCUGACGGAAGCCUGGGGCGAGGACGCCAAUGAGUGGAACCCAGACCGCUUCCUCCGCAGUGAGAUCUCCAAGCAGCCUGCGAAUGUCAGCGUUUUCGCAAAUCUGGUUCUGGAGAUGCAAGCGUUCCUGGCCGAGCUGGUGGAGACCUUCCAAUACUACCCGCCGAAGGCAAAGGUGGAUAUUCAGCAGGCUAUGGCCGGUAUUUUUUCGUUCCCUGCCAUCCGUGGUAAGGUGGACCAGGGUAGCGCGCUGCCAAUCGGUAUCUCGCUUGCGCAGUGA